GGCUCCCGGGAGGCAGCUGGAGGGAAAGAAGUGGCGUCUCCAGAUGGGCUGAGCAGACUCCCCCCGGGAGGGCGCGGGAGGAGGGAGCUGAGCGCUUGCAAGGCGCACCGAGCCAGCUGAGCCCUCGAAGUUACCUCGGCGGUCGCCUGCGCCGUCUUGCUUCCUCACCGGGAGGAGGAAGGCUAAAGAGGCGCCUGUGGGUGCUGCUGGCGGGGGAAUGGGCUUCCUGGGGGCAUGCUGUUGAUGUCAGGGGUGGAGUCCAGCCGGAGCCCCUGAGCAGGGCGGCGGCAGCAGGAGGCGGCGGCUAUGGGACAGCGAAUGGGCACGGCGCUCCUACUCGUCGCGCUGGGUGAGUACCAGCCUUCCCGGCGUAGGGGUCGUGCUUCGAUUUGGAGAGGGUCCGGAUCAUGGAGCUCAGUAACUAGCCCAGCUGAAAGUCUUUUCUCUCCAUCCCGGAGGUGCGCGCCCUCUAGUUCUAAGGGUUAGUUAGCUACCGCCUCGCAUUUCUUUUGAGCCUCCGUCUGCUUUGAACAUCGGUAAAAGGGGACAUAAAAAUCUCGGCUGUGCCCUAAGUAGGUUGCCAACUGUUUUUCCAGGCAGUGCUCCUGUGUCGUUACUAACAACAACCUUUCAAGCAAAAAAUUAACACACACCCUCCUAUAGAGAGGAAAUGAUGGGAGAAGCUUCCCCUGCUAAAUGUCUGCAUCUUGGGUAGUUGUUAAAGGCAUAGGAGCUCAGGGCAGGGAAGUUGGCAAACUCCAGUUCUAGGCAUGUUUGAAUACUUGGCAGCAGCUCCAGAGGAAACAUCACAAUGAACAGGUCGUGUAUUAGACAUGUAUUGCAUGGCUUAGAUAGCUUUGUUGGUUAGAGUGUAGUGCUGAUAAUGCCAAGGUUGCAAGUUCGAUCCCCGUAUGGGACAGCCACAUAUUCCUGCAUUUCAGGGGGUUGGACUAGAUAAUCCCUGGGGUCCCUUCCACCUCUACAAUUCUGUGAUUCUGAACUCACUUUGUAAGGUUCUGCAAAUGCAGACAACCAAAUUCAGGGCAGGUCACAUUUCGCCUUCCACUGUAAAUAUUUCUCACCUACAUUUUUAUGCUGCCUGAUCUCCAAAGAGUUCAGGGCAAAAUGAAUGGACCCCUUUCUGCCAUGUUAUCCUCACAACACCUCUGUGAGGCAUGGGCAUAGUUGGGGGGGGGCAGGAGGGCAACUGCUUCUCCCUAAAUCAAGCAAAUCAAUAAAAAAAAUAUUAACUGAGGUUCUGUCCACCCACAACAUAAAGUCUGUUCCCUAGCAUAAAUCCUAGCUAUGCCGGAAUAGGUUAGUUACUAAGAGGCAGCCCAGAUCCUCAGCUGGCAUCAAGACCCCCAAGUCUAAGUACCUGCACACUAUCAGCAACUUCAUGCUGGCUCUCAUAUGAUGCCUAUUAAACAGAUCCAAACCUUAGGGAAGGAGGAUUGUUCAAAGGCAUUGGCUCUGAAUCUGAAAUGAGGGUGCCCGAAGGAGAUUCCUUGCAUCAUGAGCUGUUUGACAGGGGAACAAACUCAAUCAGAAGGAGGUAGACUGUGCUUUUAAGCAGAGGUUGGAUGGCCAUACAAUAGAUGCUUCAGUUGUGACUCCUGCAUUGCAGAGGGUUGGACUAGAUGACCCUCGGGAUCCCUUCCAACACUACCAUUCUUUGAUUCUAUUAAGUUACAUGGAUCCCCUUUCCAUUUGCAGGGUACCUGCUCAGGUCAUUGACUGCAGAAGCCCAGUGUGAAAACAUUUACCAAGAUUUAUCUGACUGCAUCUUAAAACUAGGAGAGAAUAUGGCCAUCUAUGAGGAAGAAGAGGAGGAGGAAGAUGAAAGGGACCAGAUGCAAGGACUGUAUGCUGUCUGCGGGUGAGCAUGCCUAUAACACCAUCCAUCCAUCCAUCGCUGACACAUCUUGCUUCCAGAUUCAGUGCUACUCUCCCCCAAAUCCUGUUCUCCACUGUGAAUUUUGGUGUCAAGUAUUCCCCAGAUAUUUUCUAAAUACUCCAAAUAUAGACCUCUCCCAUAAUUAAGUGGGUGACUCCAUAUCUACUCCACAUCUAGGACAGGAAAAUGAGACACGGGUGGCGCUGUGGUCUAAACCACAGAGCCUAGGGCUUGCCGAUCAGAAGGUCGGCGGUUCGAAUCCCCGCGACAGGGUGAGCUCCCAUUGCUUGGUCCCUGCUCCUGCCAACCUAGAAGUUCGAAAGCAUGUCAAAGUGCAAGUAGAUAAAUAGGUACCACUCCGGCAGGAAGGUAAACGGCGUUUCCGUGUGCAGCUCUGGUUCGCCAGAAGCGGCUUAGUCAUGCUGGCCACAUGACCCGGAAGCUGUAUGCCAGCUCCCUCAGCCAAUAAAGCGAGAUGAGCACCGCAACCCCAGAGUCGGUCACGACUGGACCUAAUGGUCAGGGGUCCCUUUACCUUUUAUUCCCCAGAUAUUCUCUAAAUACUCCAAACAUAGUCCUCUCCCAUAAUUAAGUGGGUGACUCCACAUCUAGGACAGGAAAAUGAGACUCCACACAGACAGCAGGCACAUUUUCCUGCAUAUCCAGGGGCACCACCAUAGCUCAGUUUGCUCUGCAUGCAAAAAAGCCCCAGAUUCAACCCCCAGCAUCUCUAGGUAGGGUUGGAAAGACACAUUUAAAACCCUGGAGAGCAGCUGCUCGUCAGUGUAGACAAUGCUGAGCUUGGUGGAUCAAUGAUCUGAUUUGGUAUAAAGGAGAUUUGUGUGUUCUUACAAUGGCUUGUUUAAUAUACACACGGACGUCUGAGAAAAGAGCAUGGGUAUAACCGCUCCAUCUGCUAUGUGCCCGUUAGGCUGAAAGGAAGCAUGUGGCAUGCCUUCAGCCCAGAGAAAUUGGGGUCAGGGAGCCUUGCGAUUAGAUGCACACAUUCCAAAUCUCAGUUUCCCCCUUCUAAGGUUGUUAGGAUUUCUGCCCUCUUCACAGCACUCUGAUGGGUAAUUAAUAAAGGAGGAAAAGUGUUUCCCUCUGAUCCUGUUUAUCCCCUCCUGGACUGCUUCAGUGGCACAUGGGGCAGAGUCCCUGAUAACUUUGCAACUCUUGUGGGAUGCCUAUAGCGUAGCCCAGGGGUGGCAGCCCUCAGGAGCUAUUGUACGAGAAGGAAGAAUUGGUGGUCUGAGGAGAUGUUGAAGGAAGAGCAGGGAGGAUCAUGCCUGAGGAGAUUCCGAAAAGAUUGAGAGAGGAAUGGGGAGCAUAUAGAAAAGGAGGAAGGGAGAAGGAACCACAGAGAAGCCAGCUGCCAUGUUCUACCCUCACAGAGGCUUGAGGCCUCCACCAGAGGCAGAGAUAUGCCUGAGAAACUUUCAAGAGUGCAUGCAAACAGUCAUUCUUUUCAAGUGGGAUUUAAUCACACACACUGGCAAAUUCAGGUUGCACCAUUAAAGCAGAUUGGGAGCUCUUGGGCAACAAACCCGGUUCUCCAAAAUGGAAAACUGCACCAGAAAGUGUGGGAUAACACUUGCUUUGAUGCUGCAGUUUCAUGUACACCAUACACCUCUUGUUUCUUCCCUUCUUUUUCUAGCCCCAUUUAAUAAAUCCUUGCUCUUGCCAUCUCACCACACCCUGCUUUUACUAAGUUGUUCACUGCCUCCCCCCCCCCAUUGCCUCUUUUCAAGGAAAGUGGGGCUGGGGACAUCUGGCAUUCCCUCCCACCCCCAAAUUUGGAAAGUGCAGAAAUACAGUUUAAAGGAUCCUAUGAAUAAGGAUGAAACGGGACGUGGGUGGCACUGUGGUCUAAACCACAGAGCCUAGGGCUUGCCGAUCAGAAGGUUGAGGUUCGAAUCCCCACAAUGGGGUGAGCUCCCAUUGCUCAGUCCCUGCUCCUGCCAACCUAGCAGUUUGAAAGCAUGUCAAAGUGCAAGUAGAUAAAUAGGUACCACUCCGGUGGGAAGGUAAACGGCUUUUCCGUGUGCUGCUCUGGUUCGCCAGAAGUGGCUGUCAUGCUGGCCACAUGACCUGGAAGCUGUACGCCGGCUCCCUCGGCCAGUAAAGCAAGAUGAGCGCCGCAACCCCAGAGUCGGUCACGACUGGACCUAAUGGUCAGGGGUCCCUUUAGCUUUAUGAAUAAGUUGCCUACUGAGAAGGUUUCUGCUCAUCAAGAUGGCUUAUAAAUAUUCUAAAAAUAAGAUAUAAAUAUAAUUACCUUGGGGAGGGGUGUAGCAUUGUGGUGUCAGAGGUGACAUGGAGGCCGGAGAGAUUUUACUCUUAUUCCUCUGAGCUGUUUGUUUAUUUAUGAGCAUCAUGAAAUUAGGCCCCACUUCUUUCCUUCAGAGGUGAUAUUAGCUGCAGGGGGCACAGAUAGAUAGAUACCCAUGUGUGAAGCUACAGGGAACCAGGCAGAGGGCCUUAUUGGUAGUGGCACCAACCCUGUGGAAUGCCCCCCCCCAUCAGAUGUUAAGGAGAUGAGUAAUUAUAUAGCAUUUAUAUAGGAAAUUAUAUAGCAUUUAUAUAGGAAACAUCUGAAGGCAGCCCUGUACAAGGAAGCUUUUAAAAGUUUAAUGUUUCAUUAUGUUUUUAUAUAUGCUGGAAGCCACCCAGUCAGAUGGGUGGGGUACAAAUAAUAAAUUAUUAUUAAUUAUAUUUUAUCCCUCUGCAGGGAGACCAGGGGAGAGGGAGAUUUAAGUUGGGAUAAUGACAUUGGCAGAAGAAGGAAUCUAGGUUGUCCCUCAGUUGCUUAUCAGGAUAAUAGGAACUAAGAGCUAUGCCUUGCAUUUCUGGGAUGUAUAAAGUCCUCUGCAUCUGUUCUUUUCCAAUUAGAACAAUUCUAUAUUUUUUUUUAAUCAUUGCCAUUGUUUUAUCUGUUUUUAUAAUUGUAUUUUCUAUAGUUGUAACCCACAUUGGGGCCUUAUGGUGACGGAUGGGUCAGAGAGCUUGCAAGCAAAUAAAUAAAACAUGUGGUAAUAAUUAUGGAUAGUAAUAAUCAAUGAAAUGCACUGAUUCGGGGCUGAGGCCUAAAAAAGACACAAGUCAGUCUUGAAUCCAUUUGGCCUUUCCAAGGAGGGGCAGCUUCAAACUGAGAAGCUUGAGGUUAACGUGGAUAUGCAGCCAUUUGUUUACUUGUAAUCAAAUCAGGAUAGAUGGGAAGGCAAUCAGGUACCAAAGCACCAAGCCCCUCAGCCAGGUCUGGGCCUGAUUAAAAGCGAGCAAGGGAGAUGGAAGAGAUAAAAAGUUUGCUGAGAUAAAUGGGUGCCAUUGUCCAGGAAUGCAAUCAAGGAAGAGGCGAAGCUCUGGGAAGGCAUAAAACCAGCUAGCCCAGCAAGAAAAAAGAUGCUGAGAUUAGAAAGGCAGAAAAAGCAAUAAAUAAGAAUAGGGAACCGGCAAAAGGAGAAGCCAGAUUAGGGAGAGGGUAAAGACAUAUUGUAGGGUUGGGCAGGAGGUUAAUGAAGGAGACAAGAAAGUCUUGGAGGAGAGAAGAUGAAGGGAAGAUGACCUCUAAGGGGCAUUGCGCCUGAAUUGGAGUUUGAGCCUUGGGAAUUUGUUGUUGUUGUUUAGUUGUUUAGUCGUGUCUGACUCUUUGUGACCCCAUGGACCAGAGCACGCCAGGCACUCCUGUCUUCCACUGCCUCCUGCAGCUUGGUCAAACUCACGUUGGUAGCUUCGAGAACCCUGUCCAGCCAUCAUGUCCUCUGUUGUCCCCUUCUCCUUGUGCCCUCAAUCUUUCCCAGCAUCAGGGUCUUUUCCAGGGAGUCUUCUCUUCUCAUGAGGUGGCCAAAGUAUUGGAGCCUCAGCUUCAGGAUCUGUCCUUCCAGUGAGCACUCAGGGCUGAUUUCCUUAAGAUUGGAUAGGUUUGAUCUUCUUGCAGUCCAUGGGACUCUCAAGAGUCUCCUCCAGCACCAUAAUUCAAAAGCAUCAAUUCUUCGGCGAUCAGCCUUCUUUAUGGUCCAGCUCUCACUUCCAUACAUCACUACUGGGAAAACCAUGGCUUUAACUAUACGGACCUUUGUUGGCAAGGUGAUGUCUCUGCUCUUUAAGAUGCUGUCUAGGUUUGUCGUUGCUUUUCUCCCAAGAAACAGGCGUCUUUUUGGGAAUAGUUAUUGUAAUAAUAUUGCACGAUACCCCAAUCUCUGAGCAGUUCGAGGUUCCAGGCGCUCACCCAGGGUUUGUGCUUCCUUUGGAAUGAGGUACAGCACAGACUGUGGUGUCUGUAUGAUCUAUGGUUUAUUUACACAUAUCUACAACCUGAGCCUAUGAUGGAAGGGUUCCCAGCAUUAGCAAGAAGGUCUUGCUUCUCCCAUAGCCACAACCUUGGAUUCCAGCAGAAAUCAGGCAUGGUUCUGUCUCCCAGCUGCCUGCCUGCCUGCAACUUUGCUUCUACCUCACAUACCUUAACUCUCUGGUCUUUGUCUUUCUAACUACCAGUGAGUUGAGGGAGAGGGGGCCCUCUCAUUUGUCACCUGGCACAGAGCCACUUCCUUUGUUACCUUAAUGGCCUGCACCUCACCAGAAAGCUAGCCCGGCUAUUCGUGGAAUUGAAUCCAUGCUGGAUCCAGGAAUUAGAAGGGGGCUCAGGCAUACAGCCUACCCCAUCCAAAUCCAUAAUUAUAAUAUUUGUUAAGAACUUUCAAGAGUUCAAAGUGCUUCACACACACUAUCUAGUUACAAUUAGGAACACAGGAAGGUACCUGCCUUAUAGCAAGUUGGAUGGCUGGUUCAUGUAUUGUCUACACUGAUGGGUGUAGUGGCUCUUCAAGGUUUUAAGCCGGUGCCUUUUCCAGCACUACCUAGAGACUUUGGAGAUUGAACCCUAGGAUAUAAGAUGCUGUACAGCCUUUCCCUUUCUUACAACAACUUUGCAGAGUAAGUCAGUAUAUUAGCCUCCAUAUUUCAAGUGGAGAAGAAUGAGGCUGAGAGAGUCAAACUGGGGAUUUCCUAUUGGUAGUUCAGUUUCUUAAUCACUGCAAGCAAGCAAGCUCAGCCACACACCAGAUUCUUGCUGCUGUUUUUAAACCCCACUUUCUAACUCUCCGUGGCAUAGCUAAAGGGUAGCUCUCGUUCUCUGUAGGAGUGAUCCCCAAGAACUCUCCCCACCCCCACCCCCCCACAAACUUUUGCUCAUUUUCUUAGAAUUACCUCACUGAGGUAGUAAUGUGAAACUUUGUAUCUGGGCCAUACCACUUUAGAUUGCAGGCAACGGUUCCCAUGGUGAUGGUGUGAGGUGAUUUAAUUUGUUCAGAUGCAACCCUAACUGCACUUACCUGGGAGCAAGCCCCCUCUUUUUUCACAGUAAAUCAGUACAUAAACAACAACAGCCUAUACAGAAUCAACCAUGUUUUAAGAAUUAGGAAAUGGAUCCAGAUCAGGGCUGUAUACAUAUAUUUAGAGGUUCUGUGUGCUUAACAUAUACACAUGUGAAAUUUAGUACUAAGCAUGUUCAGCACCUAGAGAACCUCAACUUUUAUUGAAAUUUCUAGCCCUUAAAAGAUUAUGAAGUUGGGUCUGAAAAUGUGUUCACCACAAAGGAUGAAAUAUCAGAAACUAUGGGGAAGACACAUUUUAUUGGGUCGGAAACCAGGGCUUCAGCACUCUGCCUGUUCGUUUCUUUGCCUCUUCUCAUGAAUUGGAGAAGAAGAAUUAAUGAAGCAAACUAUAUGAGCAUAUGCAAGCCUUAAUUAACCUCCUUUAUACAGACCAUUGGAUUCACAUUUUGUUGAUGCGGAGUUAGGCUUUCUUGUUUUGUUUUGCUUUAAUGCAGAAUACAUACAACCUAUCAUUGUGUUGCAAGACCUGAGUCACUAUCAUCCUGGAUAUGCCCUGCCAUUCUUUCCUGCUAUAAUGGAAUUAAAACAAUACUGUCUUCCCAUGAUGUUCCUGUUCCAUGUUUCUCUCCCUCUGCUAGUGAGAAAAGGCUGGUCAGUGACAGAUAUGGAGAUCAUAAUAACUGAUGCCUCAGAAAGCAGCCUGCUAUGAAAUUGAUUGUAUUUGUUGUUUGGUUUUAGUUGUGCAACAUUCCCCCAGAGUCCAACGCUGACAGGUCAUGUGAUUAUGGCCUGUCUUUGUGAACAGAUGGAGGCUGCAAAAAGUGAGGCAUGCUGGGGAUUGUGAUUACCCAACUGAGAUGGGGAAGGGUGGGGGAGAAAGAGUGAAGAGAAACAAAUACACACAAAAAAUGUCCUUCAAAGUAGAUGCUUCAGUUUUCAUGCCUCGCUCUUCCUGUCUUUGUUGAAGUCAAAUAAUUUUAAGCUGCUAACACUAAAUUUCUCCUUUGCCCCCUGCAAUUAUGCUGUUGCAGGUUGCAGAGGCAAGGCUUGUUAUAAGGCAAAAUGAGUUUACCUUGUUUGGCAGCAGCUUCUCUCAUUAUUAUCUCAGGACAUUUAUUCUGCCACAAUAGUUCUAUUUAAUGAGCUCUUUACAGCUGGCAACCAGAUAAGUGUUCUCUGAGAUUUUAUGCACACAGACAUACACACACCAGCCUUGUUUCAUGAUUGUGUAAGGAUGCCUUGGACAAAAGAUGCUUUUUGUAUAACCAGGGUCUUCUUUGGGCAAAAUGUUCCACUUAUGUGAGAAAGACUGGUGGGUUUUGGUGGGUGUGUUCGGCAACAUGCCAUUAAUGCAAUAGUUGUGCAUUAGCGAUGGAUUUUUAGUGGACCAUCCACACAUUCAGCUUUAUUAGACGUUCAGUGACACUUCCCCAAUGUUACCACCUUAUUGCUGUCUGGAGAGGCACUCUUGUGCAAUAGCACAACGAAAGUGAAGCACAUACCCUUGCACGUUUGUGGUUACAGGAUAGAGUUACAGGAUUUCAGCUGGACACUACAGGGCAUGCACCGAUUGCAAACAAAGUAGGAUGUCCACUGAGAAACAAUUGCUGGGGAAACUCAGUCAGAUGGGCGGGGUAUGGUAAAUAAACUAUCAUCACCAUCAUUAUUAUUGCAGGCACAAAUAGCAUUGAAAGUGGGAACACAUAUAACCUCACUGAUACAAUCAUGGGCACAAAUAAUCAUGAAUGCACAAUAAAAAGGACAUCUGAAGGGACCCAUUGUAACAUUACAAUCAAACAUUUCCAGAAGGAAAAUGUUUCAGCAACACCAGAAAAAAAGAUACAAUUCACUUUCACAGUGCAGCUAUUACAGUAACAGCCUAGCAAGGGAUUACAGUCAGGACUCUGUCCUAUGUCCUGCUUCCGCCCCCUUUUAAAAAAUCCAUUAUAGCUCAAUCUAUUUAGUCUGGAAUCCAUGUAUUCAUUGGAAGAACUGGAAUUGGUUAACCAAGAAUUUAGUUUGCACCCUGUUUUGAGCACUUGUGGUGGGCGGGGCCAGAGGCAAAAGUGGGUGGAGAAACUGAUGUAAAUUUUACAUGGUAGCCUAGUUUGUGCAUUUACACACCCCUCUCCAUCCAACAAGAGGCAUUAUCAGCAUUCAAAGACACAUUCCAGCCAGGCAAAAACAAUCAAGGAGGGUAUGGAGCAGGGCCAGCUAGAGAGGGUGGCUGGAGAGGAGGUGAGGCCUGGAGAGAGGUGUGGAGGACCACAUUCAUUCCCACGGCCUGAAGGUCUCCACUCUUGAGCUAGAUCAACCUUCUCAGGGUAUCCUAUCCUGCUUAGGCAUCCUGAAAUUUGGUUCUUUCAACAUCCAUCCUAAUGUUCCUCAUGUAGGCUGCAUUUGUAUGCACAAAAGCAAAAUGUUAGGUAUCCUAGGAGUUAUUCAGGAAGGACUGCCUAUAGAAGAACUAGUUCCUAUGGGGAUAAAUUUGGCACAGGGAUCAUGAAUUCAUAUUCAUGGCAGCCAUGUGAGCAUAUUACAGAAGUGCUGCUAGACUUGGAUUGUCCCUUUUUUCUUCCUCUAAGGUGGACAGAAUCACAUUGAGAAGGCUGGAAAAGUGCCUACUCUGGUCAUAACCAACCAACCAAGUCAUUCAGGGUUUAUGUCAGGGGUGGACAACCUCUUUGAGCCAGUGAACAUUUUGAGUGCCAUGGGUGCCAGUCACAAAAUGGCUGGCAUGGGGGUGUGGCUUUACACAAAAUGGCUGCUGUAGGGAGCAUGAGAGAGGCCAAGCCAAAGCAAACAGGAAUUGAGCAGAAAGAGCAAGAAGCCUUUUGCGGGUUGUGGAUUUUUGAGGGGAUUUUUACUGAAACAUUUCAUGGGUCCCAUAAGAGCUGCUUGUGAACAGACCCUGCAUUGAUGAUCCCUGCUAUAUGUUCUGCUUUACAGAUAAGCAAUUUCUAACUGUGGCUUCUUUGUUUUAUGAAAAGAAACUAAAUAUUCUCCUUCUCCUGCUGCAGAUAUUGGGAAGAGUUUCACACCUGUGCUGUGGCUGCCCUUUGGGAGUGCCAGAGGGAGGCAGCAACUAUCUGGGAGAUGUUGAAAAAGGAAUCUAGGAAAAUCAAAUUCCAAGGCAGCCUUUUUGACCUCUGCGCCUCCAGCAACUCCCAGAAUUUCAGCUCCUUGCAGAUUCCAUCUAUUUCACUGUUAAGCAUCACUUUGAUGGUCACGUGGCUUAAUUUAUAAAGGGAACCACUCUGCACAUAUGUACAUAUAUUUAUUUCCAGAUCUUUGAUAAAUACUGUUAGGGGUUUUGUGUUUGUUUAGUGAAUGCUUGGUUACAUUAUAAAUAUGGAGGGAAAUCCACUGCAUUUUCCAGUGAUCUGGGUUGUCAAAAACAAGUCUGGCAAGUGUUCCAGUUUGACUUUGCCCAUGAGAAGUUGCUUGUGAAUCUCAGCUUUAAACCACUGAACUUGGAG
Messenger RNA from Podarcis lilfordi (Lilford's wall lizard), 10709 nucleotides. The record is from the annotation of a GenBank genome assembly. NCBI's taxonomy places the organism in Eukaryota, Metazoa, Chordata, Lepidosauria, Squamata, Lacertidae.